Messenger RNA from Miscanthus lutarioriparius, 4167 nucleotides. Lineage: Eukaryota; Viridiplantae; Streptophyta; Magnoliopsida; Poales; Poaceae. The record is from the annotation of a GenBank genome assembly.
AUGGGUGAUAGGAUGAUCAUGAUAACGUCACCAUCUAAGAGGGAUGAUGCCAGAGAUAUUGGAGAUAUUGAUUUGCAGUCCUACAAGGAUAUGGAGAACAUCGCGUUCUACCAGGUUCCAGCAAAUUUGGAAUCAGUCUUGUCCAUGGAAAGUGAGAGAUCACUAGGAGUUCAUGUCUGCAUGGACAACAGUGGUGUCAACUUCCUGCACAGGUUUCUUCGUCACCUUGUGGGGUACAAAGAGAACUACAUUAAUUUGAGAAACAUCCUAUUCCAUGGUAUUGAAUGGCAGAUUCAGGGGUUGCAACUUCUCUGUUCACUUUUAGGCCCUGGCUCAAGCGUGAAGCAGGUGGAAUUCCAGAAGAAUGUUUUCAGCACAAAAUCAGCACAUGCUUUUGUUCUACUCUCGGAAAUGCUUCACCAGAACAACACCAUCAAAGUAGUUGUUUUCUCUGAAUGUAGAAUUGGAUCAACUGGAGCCACGUUGCUUGCUUCAGCUUUGGCAAACAACAGAAGUGUGGAGGAGUUCCAAGUAUGGGAGGACUCCAUAGGCUCCAAGGGGGCAGAAGAACUCUCCAAGAUGAUCGAGGUGAACUUUAUCCUGAAGAAAUUGAUCAUCCUUGACAACAGCUCCAUUACAGUGGCUCCACUUAUCUCUGCUGUGCUUGCACGCAACCGUAGAGUGGAGGUUCACAUAUGGGGACACAGUCGUGGCACAAAAGGUGGCAUGAACAGCUGUAAAAUUGUUGAAUUCCUGUCUGAGACUGGGAGCAUGAGGAUCUACAGCAACAUUAACUCGACAGGGCUGCAACGGGUUGCUUGUGCUCUGGCAUGGAAUACCACAGUGACAACACUGGACAUGUCAAGUGUCCCACUAAAGUCCAAAUGGACCAAAGAGCUUAGAGGAGUCCUUGAACGGAACAGGAGCCUGAAAACUGUGAAGCUUAGCAAGUGUUCCCUUGGGGACAAAGCAGUGGUGUAUAUAGCUGCAGGGCUCUUUAAGAACAGCUAUUUAGAGAACUUGACUUUGGAUGGAAAUAGAUUUGGUGGAGUAGGGGUGGAGCAUUUGCUAUGCCCUCUUAGCACCUUUUCUCCACUUCAGAGACAAGCCAAUACCACAUUGAAGGUUUUGAGUUUUGGAGGAGAGCGAGCGAAUAUAGGCAAGCAUGGUGUAUCUGCUAUCUUGCAGAUGUUGGAGACAAACCAGAGCCUAAUUCAACUGGCAAUAUGCAAUGAUGCAAGUUUGAAGCCAAAUGAUGUUGUCAAAAUCUUUACUAGUUUAGAGAGGAAUGCCACUCUUCGUAGCUUGUCUUUGAGAGGCUGCAAGGGAGUUGAGGGGGAGGCAAUCCUGCAAACCAUUAUGGGCACUUUAGAAGUCAACCCUUGGAUUGAAGAAAUUGACCUUCAUGGAACACCUUUGCAUGUUGCUGGGAAAACAGACCGAAUUUAUGAGAAGCUCUGUCAAAAUGGGAGUCUUGUUCUGCCAAAUGAUUUUCUUGAUUUGCCACUUAGUGCUCCUACUUGCUUCCAUGUUUUUCUAUGUGGUCAGGAAUCAGCAGGUAAAAGCACGCUACAUAACUCCAUAAAUCAGUGCAUGAACCCAUUGAAGUCGUCUCGCAUAGAUGUAACAAGUACUUUGAUGAAUCCAGUUGUGCAAAUGGAGUACACCAGCGAGAAUAAAACUAGUGCUUUCUUUGAUGGCAACACAAAAUUGACAAUGUGUAAUCUUGGUGGACAAGAGGAGAGUUUUCCCUUACAUGAUUUUAUGUUUCUGGUGCAUGGCGGUCCAUGCUUUUUCAUGAUUGUAUCUAGCUUGGUUCUGAAGCCUGCUAAUAGGUAUCCCAAAAGCAUAGAUCAGAUUGAACUGGAACUGAUAUAUUGGCUUAAGUUUUUGGUUUCAAAUGCUAAGAGAGUCUCACAAUUAUUUCUUCCCAGUGUAACUAUAGUUCUCACCCAUUAUGACAAGGUAGCUCAUCUACCAGAAGGGCUACAGCCAAUUGCUGCACUUGUACAAAGGCUCAGAGAAGAAUUCCAUUCAUAUGCAGAAAUUUACCCUACUGUUUUUGCCGUGGAUGCAAGAUCAUUGGUUUCAGUAAGUAGACUCACCCAUCACUUGCGGAUGACAAUUAAGACAAUCCUCCAGCAAGUACCUCAAGUUUAUGAAGUAUGCAAUGAUUUGGUUAGAGUUUUGCAUGACUGGAGGUUGAAGAAUAAUAAAGCUGUAAUCAAAUGGUCUGAGUUCCGUGAGAUAUGUCAGCUCAACAUUCCAGCGCUAAGAUUGAGAUCAAGGCGUGAUAAUGUAGAGAAAGUGGACACAAGAAGACGUACUGUUGCAAAAUCACUGCAUAACUUGGGUGAAAUAAUAUUUUUUGAGGAGCUUGGAGUACUGAUCUUGGAUUGUGACUGGUUCUGUCAAGAUGUCCUUAACCAUCUAGCUACACUGAAAUCAGUCAGGACAAAAAGAAGUGGUUUUGUCCGCAAACAAGAGCUGGAGAAGAUUCUGCAAGAGAAGCUGUGCAACCAAAUUCAAGGGUCAAACUGGAGAGCUGGUGCAUCUUUCCAGGGCAAUGAUGUCAUAAAUUUGCUGUUGAAGCUCGAAUUGUGUUAUGAACAGGAUCCUGGAAACCCAGACACAUUGCUUCUAGUGCCAUCUAUUCUUGAGGAAAGCAAAGAAGGGACUCAAAAGUGGCACUUAACCAUGCCAGACUGCAGAUAUGUUGGAAGGCGUCUUAAAUGCAAAGAUAUACACAUGUUUUUGACAAGUGAUUUCUUUCCAAGGCUUCAGGUUCGUUUGCACAACAAGAUCAUGUGCAUGGGACAGCAACAGGGUUCAGUCUACAUCUUGGAGAAAAAUCUUAUUUAUACAGUGGUCAAUGGUCUCCAUGUUAGAGUGGAGCUGGGAAGGACAUUAGACUCAUCCAUCGAUGUGCUUGCAUGCUCCAGCAAAAGUGUUACUGACAUGGUGAGGAUAUUCCACAAGUUAAUAAUCCCGACCAUACUAAACAUGUCUUCAAGUUUGGUGUUCGAGGAAAGCAUUAUCAGGCCAGACUGUGUAAAAUAUCUCAUACCACAUAGGUUCCUCCAAACGCAGCUGCUGCCUCUGAAGAGAAUAAAGCAAAUUCUUUUGUCAUUGCCUGCAGAAAGCAUGUAUGAUUACGAGCAUACAUGGAGUGCAAUUGAAAGCAAUAAAAGGAUCAUCUUACAAUCAGGAUCAGAUCAUGCCAGAGAAUUGCUAUCAGAUGAUGACUUCCAUGAAGUCCUUCACCGUAGGUACUAUGAUCUACAGCACCUCGCAACUGAACUUGCUGUCACCCCAGACAAUCAGCAGCAACCUGAAAUCAUCCCUGAAACAGAUGUGGUUGAUCCUUCCAUAUUAGGCAUUGCAAAAGGUGUUGAGAUGGUUCUCCAAAGAUUGAAGAGAGUGGAACAAGGAAUAAGGGACCUCAAGGAGGAAAUCGCAAGUCUGAGGUAUUACGAGUAUCACCUUGUGACUGAACUCCACAGGAAAAUGGACUACAUGAUGAAUUACAACAUCCAGUUGGAGGAAAGGAAAGUGCCACAGAUGUUCUAUCUUGUUAGCCUAGACAACCGGUCCAAACAGCUGGUCACAAGAAUACUGCCUGGGAUGCGGUCCUUACGAGUGCACAUGCUGUGUGAGUUCCGUAGAGAGAUGCAUGUAGUAGAAGAUCAGCUCGGCUGUGACCUGAUUCAAGUGGACAACCAGACGGUGAAAUCCUUGCUACCCUACAUGAGCAAGUUCAUGAAGCUGCUGACCUUUGCUCUGAAGAUCGGCGCACAUUUCAUCGUUGGAAUGGGAGAGAUGAUACCUGACCUGAGCAGGGAGGUAGUGCACCUGCUGGACUCCUCGGCCAUGUACGGCGCGGCUGCAUCUGCCACGUCCAUGGGGGCUCUGGGCGCAGCAGCACUGUAUGGAAGGUCAAGGAAUGGUGGCAACCAAGGUGGCACAAGCGACAUGGGAGAGGAUAUGAAAACAACCAGGCAAUGGCUUGUGGAUUUCUUGAAAGGGCAAGGUGUUUUGACGGGGAUGGACAUAGCACAGAGAUUUGGCCUGUGGCGUGUUCGAUACAGAGACGACGGCCACAUUGCAUGGAUCUGCAGGAAGCACAUCGCAGCAAGGGAAGAGGAAAUCUUCGAGCUGCCACUUUGA